AUGGGAAUCUUAACCAGCACCCUGCCACCCAUUCUGCGGGUUUUGCUCAUGUCCACCCUGGGGGCUCUGGGUGCCAACCCCGGCCUGGUCGCCAGGAUCACUAACAAGGGCCUGGAGUAUGCGGCCAAGGAGGGGCUGCUGGCUCUUCAGAGGGAACUGUACAAGAUCACACUACCGGACUUAACCGGGGACUUCAAGAUCAAACAUGUCGGCCGAGGACACUAUGACUUCAACAGCUUGGAGAUCCACAGCUGUGAGCUGCUCAGCUCGGCUCUGAAGCCCCUCCCCAGCCAGGGCCUGAGUUUCACCAUCGCUGACUCCUUCAUCCAGGUCCAGGGCAGGUGGAAGGUGCGCAAAUCUUUCCUGAAGCUUCAGGGCUCCUUUGACCUGCGUGUCAAGGGCAUCACCAUUUCUGUUGACCUCCUGUUGGGCAACGAGCCCUCGGGGAGGCCCACGGCCACUGCCUCCAGCUGCAGCAGCCACAUUCGUGAUGUAGAGGUGGAUAUUUCUGGACAUGUGGGGUGGCUGCUCAAUCUCUUCCACAACCAGAUCGAGUCCAAGUUCCGAAGAGAGCUGGAGAGCAAGACCUGUGAAAUGAUCCAAGACUCAGUGACCUCUGACCUCCAGCCUUACCUCCAGACCCUGCCAGUCACAGCCAAGAUAGACAAUGUCUUGGACAUCGAUUACAGCCUAGUGGAGGCCCCUCGGGUCACAGCCCAGAUGCUGGAGGUGAUGUUUAAGGGUGAAAUUUUCAAUCCUAAUCACCGCUCCCCGGAGGACUUUCUUGCUCCCGCCAUGAGCCUCCCUGAGGACCAUGAGCAAAUGGUCUACUUUGCCAUCUCGGGCUACGUCUUCAACAUGGCCAGCUUGGUUUACCACCAGGAAGGGCAACUGAACUUCUCCAUCACAGACGACAUGGUUCCAGCAGACUCCAACAUCCGACUGACUACCAAGUCUUUCCGAGCCUUCGCACCCCGGAUAGCCAGGUUGUACCCCAACAUGAACUUGGAGCUCCAGGGAGCUGUGGUCUCCGCCCCACUCCUGAACUUCAGCCCUGGGAACCUGUCCUUGGUGCUCCAGAUGGAGACUGAGGGCUUUGUGCUGCUGCCCAACUCUGCCCGAGAGCCUGUCUUCCGACUUGGUGUGAGCACUAAUGUAUCCAUCACCUUGACCUUCAACACCAGCAAGAUCACUGGGUUCCUGAAUCCAAGAAAGGUACAAGUGGAGCUGAAAGAAUCCAAAGUGGGACAAUUCAAUGUGGAGCUGUUGGAGGCGCUCCUCAACUACUACAUUGUCAACACGCUCUACCCUGAGGUCAACGAUAAGUUGGCCAAAGGAUUCCCCCUCCCUCUGCUAAAGCAUAUUCAGCUCUAUGACCUUGUUCUACAGAUCCACAAGGACUUCCUGUUCUUGGGUGCCAAUGUCCAGUACAUGAGAGUCUGAGAACCAGAGAACAAUGGGUCUUGGAGGCCAUGGUGAAUCUCCCACGUGCAUCACUGGGAUGUGGUACAUCUCUGGAGAGUCUCAGAGGAUAAGGACAUUUCUGUUCUCAGCUCCAAGGGAUCUGCCAGGCGCAUCCACGCCCUUCCACACCUGACCCUGGAGUUCAUUUUCCCUCCAAGAUGGACCAUUUCCCCACUGACCUGUGAUGUCUUUUAAGAUCAGGCACUGUAGUUUUUAUUCACCAUCUGAUACCCAGGUCUGGCACUUAGUAGGUCAUCAAUAAAUAUUUAUGGAAUGACUUGAUGGUGGAAUCACUGGGUUCUAGCUGUGAACUGUUCACUCCCUUCUGGACUCAAGAGUCUCUGGCUGGUUGUCCCCAACUGUGACCUCCAAGGUAAGACCCUGAUGACACUUCCCUUCUCACUGUCCUCUGCUAGAGAGGCCUCAAAGAGAGAGCCAGGGCCUGAGUGCUGUGCCUUGGUGCUGACGUCUGUCACUAAGGCCUUCAUCUGUCUCCAUUAAGGGUCAGUUCCACAUCUGCCAUCUCUUGCUCCUUGCUGGCUGCAGGCCCAGGAGCGAAUAGCAGAACUUCAGCCUCCUGCUGCCUCCCCAGUGAGGCUGGCGUAGUGAGGGGGAAUGGAUCCAACCAGGGUCUGAUCUGACCCAAAUAAAAAGCACAUCCAACUGUUGUUUAUGAGCUCCAAGCCUGGAGGGGGAGGCCAUGAUUUCUAAUUACUGAACAACAAGUCUUUGAUCAGACUUAAUAAUUAAGAGUCAUUUCCAAGUUAUGUGGUUAGGCCCCAGUGCUGGAAGUCAGAAGGCUCAUUUGAUUGUUUUUUAUUGCCCUAACGAGCAGAUGGAUGGAGUUGAUAGCUAACAGAGAGUUCAUAGGGAACAGACCCACUUACCAUGUGUGAAACAGAGAUGGGGUCCAAGAUGGGAACCGCGUGCUAUUAUCCAGCUGCGACAGAGUAAGUCUCAGCUUUACCUCCUUUCUCCUCUUUAUUUGUUUGCCACAAUCCUCCAUCCCUGUGGAAGACUGGCAAAGGAUUCAGGCUUCAUUUGUGUCACUUCCUCCCUCAGGUCCUUACCUGUAAGAUAAAGAGGAUAGUAAUGGUGACCACUUCCUAGGGCUGUUGUAAAGACAACACUGGGCCAUUAUGGGGCUCAGUGUGCACGGCAAGGGGUGCUCAAUGAGCACCAGUCUGCCAGGCAUUGGGAGAAACAGACAGCACAGACUCAGCUCUGUGGAGUCCCUGCUUCUGAGAACAUUGUCUUGGACAGGGUGGGAGCAGCUGGCCUUGGUUGCAGCUCACCCGCUCUGGGCCCCUGGACAAAGGUGCUCUGAGCCUCAGGGUCCUCACCCAUCAAGAGAGACUGGAAUAGCUCAUUCCCUGGCAGGGUGAUGAGAGACUAAGUGGUUCUUGUCUAACUUCUGUGAGUGCCUGGGGCAUAAACAAGUCCUGUAAAUGGCAGAUGUGAUUGCUACCUGUUAUGGUUGGAGUGUGGGCGAGACACUGACCAGGGUCCUACCAUAGGGCAGGAGCCCAGCAGCUCAGCAUCCUAGAUGUGCAAUAAAAAAGUGGCGAGUUGUUCUUUGCAUGGUUUUGUUUGUGCCAAACUGGGUUUUGAAUUCAGGCACUGAAGUUUGAGCCACACAUCCCCUAGCCCUGCAUGUUUUGUUUGUUGUUUUUUUAAAUAAAACUCAGGCUAGUUUGCAAGCAAGAUUGCAUUUCAAGCCAGGUGCCAGUGGCUC
Molecule: messenger RNA, 3199 nt
Organism: Castor canadensis (American beaver)
Lineage: Eukaryota; Metazoa; Chordata; Mammalia; Rodentia; Castoridae
Gene: Lbp
Product: lipopolysaccharide binding protein
Biological process (GO): defense response to Gram-negative bacterium; acute-phase response; lipopolysaccharide-mediated signaling pathway
Molecular function (GO): lipopolysaccharide binding
Source: RefSeq, a predicted model, not a curated record